This is a messenger RNA of Colletotrichum fioriniae, 1842 nucleotides long. RefSeq lists its product as uncharacterized. Gene Ontology annotation, biological process: transmembrane transport. The record is from RefSeq and is a predicted model, not a curated record. Gene Ontology annotation, molecular function: transmembrane transporter activity. Lineage: Eukaryota; Fungi; Ascomycota; Sordariomycetes; Glomerellales; Glomerellaceae. Gene Ontology annotation, cellular component: plasma membrane.
AUGGAACGUCCUAGCAGUGAGACCUUGGAGUCUCGAGCCGCCAGACCCAGCAUAGCUAAACGGAUCUCCGCCACAGCUAUGGGUGGCUUGCAUCUUCUCACAAGCGACACUGAACUCUCUCAAGACCGAGACCACGACGAGUACAUUUCGCCAACGAGGACGUCUGUCCGAGGCCGCUCGAGAUCUCUCAGCAGGAGCCUCAGCGUUGCCAGCUCGCGCAGCAGCAACUCGUCCAUCUUCUUCGGCCGGCCGAACUCAUUACCUUCCAUCACGGAGAGCGAGAAUGGUCCCCACGGCACUGAGUUCCGCGACCCGUUUGCGGACCAAAACUCAAUAGAAGGGCAUUCUGCUCCGCGUGAAGUUCAGAACCCGUUCGACGAUAACAGCAGUGGCGAUGAGGGAACAGCCGUUCAGGAGCUGGAACCCGAACCGCCUUACCACGUCUUCACGAAAAAGCAGAAAUGGGUUGUUAUCGUCAUCAUCGGAGCCGCCGGACUGUUCUCUGGUCUUUCUUCCAACAUCUAUUUCCCAGCUCUCGAUACGAUCGCACGGGAUCUCAAUGUCAGCUCGCAGAUGGUUUCUCUGACCAUCACAUCCUACUUGAUCAUCCAGGGCAUUUCCCCGUUGAUUUGGGGCUCGAUCUCGGAUGCUCUGGGCAGAAGGCCAAUCUACAUCGCCUCGUUCGCCGUGUACAUCAUUGCCAACAUCGGACUCAGCUUCUCUCCCAAUUUCACAGUUCUUCUGAUCUUCAGGGGCUUACAAGCCGCCGGAAGUGCCUCCACCGUGAGCAUUGGAAACGGCGUGAUCCAGGAUAUUUCUCCCCCGGCUGAACGGGGAGCCUUUAUUAGUUUCUACCAGGCGAUCCGAAACUUCAGCAUAGCAGUCGGGCCUGUGCUCGGCGGCCUGCUCGCCAACUUCCUCGGGUUCCGGUCCAUCUUUGUCUUUCUCCUGAUCCUUUCUUCUAUAGUCACCUUGGUGAUUGUGUUUUGGCUGCCUGAAACCAUGCGGAGCAUUGCCGGGAACGGCUCGCUUCGUUUGGGGGGCAUUUACAAGCCGAUCAUAUGGUACCUUGGCAAGGAGCCAGAGUACCUCGAAGACCCGGAUGAACCCAUUCCGCGGAAGAAGGUGACAUUGAUGACAUUUGUGGAACCAUUACGGCUGUUGAUUCAGAAGGACAUUCUGAUCAACUUGGUUUUCGGUGGCGUGGUCUAUACCAUAUGGACUAUGGUCACGUCAAGCACCACCAUCCUGUUUAAGGAGUUGUUUGGACUUAGUGACCUGCAAACCGGUCUCGCAUUUCUACCUAAUGACUAUCUCGAGAUGGAAGAAGAGUAUAAGACAUCUCAUAACAUAGCAGGAACAGAAAAGCUCUCAGGAAAGAAUAUGCCCGCCGAGUUCCCCAUAGAGCGCGCCCGCCUCCGUCGUCUUCCCUGGAUCGUCCUCGUUUUCGUCGCCUCCACCGGCGGCUACGGCCUCUCCCUCAACUUCCCCUCUAUCACUUCCCGAUCAGGCUGGAUCGCAGUCCCACUCGUUCUCCAGUUCUUCAUCGCUGCGACCAGUAACGCCGUCUUUGCCCUCAACCAGACCCUCGUCACCGACCUGUGUCCCGGAAAGGGAGCCAGUGCCACCGCGAUAAACAACUUGGUCAGGUGCGGCUUGGGUGCCAUCGGCGUUGCGCUGGUUGACAACUUUGUCGCUACUACGGGGCCUGGGGCCGCGUUCUUGGGCUUGGCUCUUGUCACGGUCGCUGUUGGUCCGUUGGCGGUGAUACACUGGUACUGGGGACAGACUUGGAGGGCGGCAAGGAUGAGGGAGAAGAUGUCGAACAACGAGAAGGCGUGA